CGCGAGAUGCGGCGCGACAUCGCUUCCCGCUCGUAAGAUGGCGGCGCCCGCUGAGGGCCGGUUCCGCACCCGCGACGUGCUGCUGCCCGGCGGCCCGCCUGAUUUCGGCUCGCUGCUGCUGUCGCCGCCGGUGCUGGCGGGACUGGAGGCGGCUGGGUUCCACAGGCCGUCUCCCGUCCAGCUGAAGGCCAUCCCGCUGGGGCGCUGCGGGCUGGAUCUCAUCGUGCAGGCAAAGUCCGGAACCGGUAAAACGUGCGUUUUCUCCACCAUCGCCUUGGACGCACUGUUGCUUGACAGCACGGUCACUCAGGUUCUUAUCUUGGCUCCCACACGAGAGAUCGCUGUGCAGAUUCAUGCUGUUAUCACAACAAUUGGGAUAAAGAUGGAAGGUUUGGAAUGCCAUGUCUUCAUUGGAGGGACUCCUUUGAGCCAGGACAAAGUCAGACUGAAGAAAUGCCACAUAGCAGUUGGCUCUCCAGGUCGAAUAAAACAGCUCAUAGAGUUGGACUACUUGAACACGGCCAGUAUUCGGCUCUUCAUUCUUGAUGAAGCAGACAAGCUUCUGGAAGAAGGCAGCUUUCAGGAGCAAAUCAAUUGGAUUUACUCUUCGCUGCCAGCCAAUAAACAGAUGCUUGCUGUUUCAGCUACUUACCCUGAGUCAUUAGCUAAUGCAUUGACAAUGUACAUGAGAGAGCCAACGUUUGUGAGGCUGAAUCCCACUGACCCAAGUCUCAUUGGGUUGAAGCAGUAUUACAAAAUUGUGAAUUCCCAUCCACUUCCACAUAAAACAUUUGAGGAAAAAACCCAGCACCUGCAAGAGUUGUUCAGCAAGAUUCCAUUUAAUCAAGCAUUAGUCUUCUCAAAUUUGCAUAGCAGGGCUCAACAUCUAGCUGAAAUACUAACAUCCAGAGGCUUUCCUGCUGAGUGCAUUUCAGGCAGCAUGAAUCAAAGCCAGCGGCUCGAUGCUAUGGCUAAACUAAAGCAAUUCCAUUGUAGAGUUCUCAUUUCCACAGACUUGACAUCUCGUGGAAUCGAUGCUGAAAAAGUGAACCUGGUCAUCAAUCUGGAUGUCCCAGUAGAUUGGGAAACGUACAUGCAUCGUAUCGGCAGAGCCGGGCGCUUUGGAACUUUAGGCUUAUCUGUGACGUACUGCUGCCGUGGAGAGGAGGAAAACAUGAUGAUGAAAAUUGCUCAGAAAUGUAACCUACGGCUUCUUCCUUUACCUGAGCCUAUUCCUCCUGGAAUGAUGGAUCAGUUUGAAGAUGGGGAGGUUGAAGUCAAACCUGUUGUAUACACAGGUGCUUCAGUAAAUUCUGACACUGUGUGUCUUAAACCAGAAGAACCAGUACUUCAGCCUGUCCAAAAUAAUUCUGCGGAGGUACCUCAGCCUCAUUCUAAUCUUCAGGUUGGUAAUUCUUCUGUAGAGAAGCCAAAAAAUGCUUUGGAACCAAAGCAGGUGAAAAAGUACACAAAUUCUGCCAAGGUGGAAAAAAGCAGCAGAAACUCCAAAACCUCCAGCUGCAAUAGAAAGCAAAAGAGUCAAGUAGAAACUGUCUCCAGAACGGCUGAGCCGAAUAGCACAGAGGUUCCAGAUGAGGAAGCCUUAAAGAGAAAUCUGCCCAAAAUUCCAUGCUUAUCAUCUUUCAAAAACCAACAGAACAAUCCUUGGAACUUUUCAGAGCUUGUUGAAGACUAUGAAUACUUCAUUAAAGAAGGGUUGGAGAGAGAUGUUGAAAUUUUAAGAAGCUAUUCAGGCCCAGGAGAUCAAUGUGAACUCCCCAGAAAUGGUGGUAUAGAGUGGAAAGAGGUGGAACAUAACAGGGACAUGGUAGCAAACGACGUUCUGUCUGAUGACAGUGAUGCUUCAUGCAGUUCAAGGGCUUCCUCUCACAGUAGUGGAAGUAACUCAUGCUUUGAAGCAUUUUCAGACAGGCAGGCUAAAAAUGCUGUCCCCACCACCUGUCAGGGUCUUACAGGCUUUUGUCCCACACCAGGGAAGCUGAAGGAGCAAUCACAAGUCCCAAAGCAAAAUCAGGUGAAAAAGAAAGCUCUGAAACAAAAUGCCAAAGAAAAGAAAAAACAUUCCCAUCAGUACCCUAAUCCUGCCCCAAGAAAGACUGGAGCUGGGUCCUCCUGUGGCUCUUGGGAUGAUGGUGUUCCUGGCUUUCCUCACGAGGCGUGGGGUUAUGAAGACUACUGGAAAUCUUACUAUCAAGCAUGGCAGAACUACUAUGCUGCAGUUUCUCACUUUCACUACAGGAAAAGUUACAGACACUUGAUGUGGAUGAAUGCUUAUGUCAACUCGGUCUACUUUCAGGAACUGCUGGAAAGUGGUGAUUAAUGUACUGACAUUGUUUGAGUGAAGUAAACUGCUGUCUUUUUCACAAGCAGGAUGUGUUUAGGUAAAUGUUUUAUAUGCAUUCCAGCAGUGGUGUUACAAGUUGUUAAUAAAAUGAAAUGGCAGACAACUAAAUGUUCAGUUGCAGUCUUUAAAAUAGUAAGGAAACAAAAGGCAAGUGAGUUGCUUCCAUGUAGGAAACCUCAGUAAGGAGAAAAUGUGGAACAAGCCCAGCUUUCUCUACUUGAUUUUCUUCCCUGUGGCUUUUGGCUGAAGAUGGAUUCACAGUGAAGCUACCAAAGCUGCUUACUGUCAGAGAUCAUCCUCUUGUCUGUAAUUCUUAACCAGAGGGCACUGGUAAUGUACCAGUUGAUAUUGGCAGACUAAAACCUGCAUCUCAAUACCUGUAUUGCUAAUUUAAGUGCAGUUAAUUGGCACUGCUUAAAUAACAUUUCUAGAGCUAGUUAAAUGGCAAGCUGUGCAGUCUGGGAUGGUUUAAUUAUGUGUGAGGUGUGCAGCUCCUAUAACUGGCUUUUCCUCAGGGUGCAGCAGUAUCAGACUUGCCAUGCUUACAGAAAAGCUUUAAUUAGAAAGGAAAUUACUCGUUAGUUCUAAAUCUAAUUUGUAUUUCCUGUUUUGGUUGCCGUUUUUUUUUUAUGUAGCUGUCUGGAAGCAGGACAAGAUGAAAGUAGUGGCUGGCUUAGGCUGCUGACACUGGUCUGACUUCACACUCAUUUUGGAACUUCAUUUUUAGUACGUGUGAGAUCACAGAGCCAGAUCUCUAGCUAGUUCUAUUGAUUUUUGCUAUGUUCAUCAGAGCAGGUGUGUGAUUUGUUGCUUUUUUCUUUUCGUGGUCAGAGUAGCAUUGAUUGGAAUUCCUUCAGUGAAGCUCUAUUUCCUACCUGCUAUGACUUGCACUUCCAAGGAGGACUUUUUCCUGUAUCUGGUGAAAUGAAUGUCUUCAAGGAUACUUGGUUGCUCACCUCUGGCUACUUCCAAAUCAAUUUUGGGAAAUGCAAUACACGUCUGUGAAUAAAUUUUGUUGCUUCUCAGAGUUCUUAAUGUUGCUGCAAUAAUCCUGUGCAAAUCCUGUGGUGUCCCUGGCAGCACUUUGAACCCUUUUGUGUAGUUGUGGAUAUCUACAUUCCAAGCUGUGUAUUAAGGACUGUCAGAAGAUCCUCAGGAUUGCUUUAGCUCAUGAGUGGCAUAGAAGCCAGAGGGUUAAUUAAGAAAGAUUCACCUGUUGUUUCUUUUUUCAGUUGGGGAAAUGAUUCCCCCUUGUGGUGUUGCUUUACUACAGAAGAAAGAAUGUAAAUGCAGCUGCUGCUUGGGUGUUAGUUUACACAGUAUUCAUUUUAAAUAUUAUUUUUUAAAAAUGCCUCUAAGCGAUUCUUUCUAAGAUACUCAAGAUGAGAGCAGUGCUGCUUUUUUUUUUUUCCAGUUGAAACAAACUGUCCCAUCUGAAAUACAGCUUGUUAGCCUGGGCCUAACAGGAGCUCCCAAGACCCGAGUGCUUUUGAAAGGAAAGGCAGAAUGUGUGCUUUUAACUGUUAGCUCAGGAUUAUUUUUGUUCUUUUCCUUCUUCUGCCAUACUCAACUGUACCACAGCAAACUACCACAGCAAGGGGGCUCUCCUGCAUUACAUCUGCAUGAUCUGAGUGUUUUGUUCUCAUUUCCAACAUGAAGAUUGCUGCAUGCCUUAGCAAUCAAAAGGAGGCAGCUGGUAAGGGUUUCCCUUGAUAUGUGCUUUAAUGCUGUCCUACAGCAUCUCUUAUCUCGCUGUUCUUGUCAACUCUUGCUGAAAUAAGAGCUAUUAGUGUUUCAUUGCAGCUCACGUUGCUGAGGUCGUCACCCAGCACUCUCCAAAGAACCUCCCAACAUUCUUUAGAAGAAAUCUACGGCAUCGUCUUGGUAUUUGUGGCACAUACUCUGUUUAAUCCAGAUUGGAUACAUCAGGUACAGCAGUGGCACAAGACUCAAUACUGUAAAUGAUAUACAAGUUUCAACAUAUGCACUACAAUUCCAAAAGAAGACAACAGGAAACUUGGUUCUUCUAGAAAGUUGUUCUCAAAUGAAGCUACCUGCAGUUGUAUACGGUACAUUUUGUAUCUGUCCUCUGAUGUUUGUAAGCAAAGCCCACUUAUAGUACGAAAAUAGAAAAUAAUAAGGUUGAGAGCUUCUCAUAACAUAAAACUCCUAAAGAAAUACUAUUGGAAUGCCUUAUUAAUUUAUCAAAAAUAUACCAUCACCCGCGUUUUGUCAGAUACCUCAUUGGUCCGAGGAGCCUUUGGGAGCUCCCAGUCAUGGCUGUGACAGAACUGAGAAGAACAUGGGAUGAGGUGGUGAACUCCUCACCCAUGCAGCUGUGUAACCUCCUGUGACUAGCACUAGUUCAAACUGAAGCCCAAAAGAAACACGUGCACACAUGUACAUAUGAAGGUAACAGACUAUUGGCUGAGAUCAAAACUCAGGAAGGAAUUGUCACAAGGUCUUUGUCACCUGGUCUGUUGAAUGAUCCACCCAUGAUUUUUCCUGGCACAGUUUUUUUUCCUGCAUUCUGGCAAUAGUAGCAGUACUUUUCUGUGUGCUUUCUCCAGGUUUCUCUCUGGUGUUUUGGAGGCUUUGUGAACUGAGCUUCAUCUAUUUAUUGUCAAAUUGGCAAAGAGAGGUGAGAUGACUUCUUCGAGAUCGCUUAGCGGUUCAUCAAGACAAUGAAGAGUAGAACAUAGGUUCCUGAGGCUAACUCUCCUGGCUGCAAUCAGUAUGCACACUGCAUUGUGUUUGCUUUUAAAGUUUUCAAAGUAUAAAACCUUUGUAAGAGCAUUUAUAGCAUCCAUAAACACGAAGGCUACAAACUCAAGUUAGCUACUGCAGUUGCUUAAUGUCUUGAAGAAAGUCUUUUUCAAAUGGUUAUAAUCUUUAAUUAGGAUAGAUUGGUAAAUUAUGUGGAAGAGGCGUGUUAUUUAUCUAACAUUAAAAGCAGAAUAAAGUCUUGAGUUCAAAGCUGUUGCUGUUUGUAAGCCAUCCAUGACUGCUGACUUUGUAGCUCUGCAGUCAUUUGACAUAAAUAACAUUAAAACAAAGGAGGUUGUAACCCAGAAAUUAAAGCUGGUUUUGAAUGUACCAAGUUCAAAUUGUAACAUAGGUAAGAUACAGCACAUUUAUGACCUCUGCACUAAAAAAAGCCAAAUACUGGGAGAAACUUUGCUUCCCUUAGCUGGUAUUGAUACACAUCUGUCUAAUCUGGAAUGAUAGGUGCUGGUUUGCAGCAUAUUAUCAACUAUUUCAGGUUAAGCAAAUAGCUUUGAUUCAAAUUUACUGUUUCUGGAAGCUGUAAAGAGGGAUGUAAUUCUCUGAGGUUUCUGUUUGAAUUACAUAUUACUUUGUCCCACACUAAAGCCCUGGGUGUUACUUAGUUUACCUUUUUCCCAUUAUGUUUGUGCAAUGAUAAUUACUGACAUAAGAAAGGCAGCUUUCUCACCCUCUGGAAAGGAGAAUAAUUUUAAAAGAUAUGAAAGAGUAUAAUGGUAAUAAAGGAAGGGAGAAUAAGAACUAUGGCUGAACAGCAAGGGAAAAAACUGCCAUUGCAAUGCAUUAGUCUGGAAUAAGCUUUGCAGGAAAGCAGUGGGAGCCCUUUUCAUGGAGAAUUUGAGAUGUGCAGAAAGCAGGGUGAUGUAUUGCAGGGAAGGAUCUUCUGCUAGUGGGGAUUUUAAAGGAAAAAUUGGAUUUUGGAAUGAAUAGAUGGAAGUUAAAGCCCAGAUGGGGAAGGUGCUGCUCAUCGUUCUUUGCCAGUUGGGUGUAUUUCCUCCUAUCAGCAGUGCAGUGCCAGGUGGGGUGAGGGUGAACCUAUAGAAUAUGCUGAAUAUCUGUGGAAAUACUUUUCCCUCAAAAGAUGGUUUUGAAAAGAAGCUAAAUGCUUGGACAAAGGUGUUGCUUCUUUAGUAUUUUUAGUAUUGCUUUACAAAAGACUGGAAAAACAAUCCCCUUCCGCUUGCUUUAUGUGCAAAUGAUUUGUUUUUAUCUUUUUUUUUU
Messenger RNA from Lagopus muta (rock ptarmigan), 6370 nucleotides. RefSeq names its product DEAD-box helicase 20 (gene DDX20). The transcript is spliced from 11 exons. Bases 38 to 2341 code for a protein of 767 amino acids. Gene Ontology annotation, biological process: spliceosomal snRNP assembly. NCBI's taxonomy places the organism in Eukaryota, Metazoa, Chordata, Aves, Galliformes, Phasianidae. The record is from RefSeq and is a predicted model, not a curated record. Gene Ontology annotation, molecular function: RNA helicase activity; ATP binding; RNA binding. Gene Ontology annotation, cellular component: SMN complex.